Messenger RNA from Babesia microti strain RI, 2913 nucleotides. RefSeq lists its product as hypothetical. Lineage: Eukaryota; Apicomplexa; Aconoidasida; Piroplasmida; Babesiidae. Bases 1 to 2913 code for a protein of 970 amino acids. The record is from RefSeq and is a predicted model, not a curated record. The transcript is spliced from 5 exons.
AUGAUUUUUGCUAAAUCUAACGUGUUUUUUCUCAUAUGCUCUGUCAUUUUCUUGUGCAUCAUUGCUGUAGAUUCUGAUGAAAGCUCUAAUGUCCUUAUGCAAUUAUACACUGGUGACCGCCCGUGGAAAAAUGACAAUUACGUUCCUUUAUCAGUGAUAAUUGAUAUAAAAAAUAACAACAAAGGCACUGAAGCAUAUCUGGUCAUUCCAAUGUCCUUUAAAUACGUAAAAACUUUGGAUGCACCCAAACAUUUUACAUCGCUCCAAAAACCCAAUUCUGCUGCAACUAAAGGUAAAUGGAUGUGUAAUGCUGUUUUGGGAUCGCCAGAUGCUUUAUCUGUAGCCAACAUGUUACUUAAAAGUGGAGAUGAAGUUGACGAGGAUGAUGAUGAUGAGGAGGAGGAGGAGGAGGAGGAUGAAGGUUGCUCUGCCGAGGAAAUAAUUACAAGUUUGAAGAAAUUAUCAGUUACUCAAAGAAGUAGAGUAGGAAUAAAGUUGAAGGAAGAUCUAGAGGCGCCAAUUGAAGAGGAUAAACUAAAAAUGUUUUCCAAGGAUCAGCUUGUGAAAAUUGAUUUACCAAAAGAACAUGGAGUGAUUAAAAGUGGCAAAUAUAUCUGGAAUAUUUUACUCUCCCAUGCUAGCAUCAAUAGUGAUGAUUAUGAAAGUAGUGAAAGAUUAAACUGGUAUUUUGUAAUAGCAAUGGAAGGUGAUGCAGAAAUUCCUAAAUAUAUAAACGAAACAUCACUAUUGAGUUACAGGCACUUGUCACAGGCGUUGAAAUUGCAAAAAAUGAAAAUAAUUUCGGAUUUUAGAAUUAAUUUGGAAAAGACUAAAACUUUAAAUGCGGAUCUCGUCCCCAAUUUACCUGCCUCCAUAACCACUAGUAGCAAAGAUAUAACAAUCAAGUUUAAGGCUCCUGCGCAUAUUUACAAGUCCAAUAGAAUUUCUUUAAGGAUUUUUUAUCCUAAAGAAACAAAAUUGUGUAAAAAACUCGAAUUGACAGCAUCUGCUGGUAAAAUUAAUAUUGGCAAAUGUGACUGUUCGAGUGAUUGUAAAGGUGCCGUUAUAUUGUCCAAUUUCGAUGAGGAAUGGAUUAAGGACAUCGAAUAUACACUGAUUAUUAGGGAUACAGAUGUUGAUGGUGGUGAUAAUGUAGAAAUCACGAUGAUAGAAAACGAUCCGUAUGACGAACUUGAAAAAAUUAGUGGCAUUGUUUCUGGGUCAUGUAAGACCUUAUUUCAGCAUUCCUAUAUUAAAUACAUGCCCUUUAUUAUAUCUCGUGCUUUAUUGACCAUUCCACAAAAAUCUAUCAAGGCCAAAUUCUAUAUACACCAACACGCCUAUAACACCUCUUACCUCUACGGCAUACUAGACUUACCAAAGAUCAAUAUAAAAGGCGGUUAUAAAAUGAUAAUUGAGACCGAGGAUGGUUCAAAUAAAUCAAAUUUGCAGUUUAUUGAUAAUGCGUCAUCUAAACUCGUUUCAAAUCCUAAAUUGCCAAAAAGUCAUACUGUUGACUCUACCAAAAACAAAUUGGAAAUUAGCAUAUUGAAUAAUGAUUCCAAUAAAUACACAUCAAUACCUUUACUCUUAAAAUAUACAACAAAUGAUAUUAAAACUAAUUUGAAAUUAUCAAUAAAUAGUGUGGAUGAUAAUACUAAUAUGGUCGGCUCUGUAGAGAUUGUAAAUACAGAAUUUGAUAAUGCUAUGUUGCAAAUACAUGGUCCAAGAUUUAUGGAUAAAAACACGAUCAUUUACACCUUUAGCAACGUAAAGAAGGGGGAUUAUUUUAUACAAAUUGAAUCUACCAGUAACCUCAUUGAUAAGUGUGGUGAACUAAACGUAUCACAUGAGACUAUCGUAAAAACUGAAUGCUCAGAUAAAUCACUAAAAAUAAAUCUAUCUCUCCCACAUGAGCAGCAGAGGAUUGAUUUUAAGGUGGGUAUCAAGCAAUAUAAACCCACGGACGAACUGAAAUUCACCCUUGGAAAUGGUGUCAAGAACCUAUCGUAUAAUAUUAAUCUACAGGAAUUGUUUGAAAAUGUUGAAUUGGAUGAUGCAAUAUGCAUAUUUUCACAAAAAUCCGCUAUAUCAGACUCUACAAUGGUUAGUUCCUUUCAGAUGUUAAAAUGCGCAACUCCUUGGAUGCCCUCGGAGUACCACAAACAUACCCCAAACCUGUAUCUAUUAGAUGAUAUGAACAAAUUGGUUAGGGGUGAUCGACACAUUUUUAGAUACAAUACUGAUCCGUUGAGCAAUGAUGUGCUGCCGAAAUUGAUGCCGAUGACAUUAUAUAUAUUGGCAAAUACCACAGACAUAAAAAUGACAGAUGGGUUGUCCAAGGUAUUUAGAUGUAAAGUCACUAAGCUUAAAGAGAAUGUUGAAGAUCAAAUCAUACAGAUAUACAAUGAAAACAGUGCGAAUGGCGAUAAGGAAAAAAUUGCUAUUGCCAUAAUUACCACCAACAAUACUAUAGUAGACCAUAUCAAAAAGCUACCUAAAACGAGUGAGCAAACCAAGCACCUAUUCGUUCCUCUGUUUUUAAUCAAUUCAAAUGCAGUUGACCACAUUUCAUUACAACACAAAUCACCUUCGCCAAAUUACUUGGAUCCGAAACGAAUAACGCCCUUGUACCAAAACGAUCCAACGAAAGCUACUAAUGUGGUAUCUGCGAAAAUCGGAGAUAGUUCUUUGCAUUUUGGAGUUACUCACACUGAAAGUAUUGACGCAGCAAUGGCCUCUGUAGAAGAACUGAUGUAUAGUACCGUAAUACCUGCGUGGACAAGCUACUUAAGUUGUGUCAACACUUCCACAGUGAAUGUUCAAUAUAUGGAUAAAAAUUUGUUUAGCGUGACGGGAAAGUACAGCAGAAAACAUUGCGACUACUUAACUCUAUUAUCUAGUGUUAUCUAA